AUGAAACGUUGUGAACUGAUGGGGCCGAACCCAUUGCUCCAUGCUUUAGGUCUUAAUGCUUGCGAGAGAAAAUCCUAUUUAUUCCUGAGAAAGGAAUUACCAGUGCGAUUAGCGAAUAUAAUGAAAGAGAUAGCGCUGCUCCCGGACAACUUACUACGGAUGCCGUCAGUCGGCCUCGUCAACCAAUGGUAUGAGAGGUCCUUUGAAGAGAUCAUCGAAUUCGAAAAGAUCGAUCCUGACCAGUCAGUAUUGAGCCAAUUCUGCGAGCGCCUCAUUCACAUACGGAAUAGGCACGCGGAUGUCGUCCAAACGAUGGCCCAAGGUGUUCUGGAACUGAAGGAGUCGCAUGAGGUGGACCCUGGCGUCGAGAACUCGAUACAAUACUUCCUGGACCGCUUCUACAUGAGCAGGAUCUCGAUACGGAUGCUGAUCAACCAACACACCCUACUCUUCGGCGAGCAAAUAGGCAAGCAGGAAUCGGUGAACGGGAUCGGCAACGGCGGCCGACACAUCGGCUCCAUAGAUCCCGCGUGUGACGUAGCGGCCGUUGUCAGGGACGCGUACGAGAACGCGAGGUUCCUCUGCGAUCGGUAUUACCUCGCGUCGCCGGAACUUGAGUUGUUGCAGAAUGGUGUGCCGAGCGAUAGGCCGCUACCGAUAGUGUACGUGCCGUCGCACUUGUACCACAUGCUGUUCGAGCUGUUCAAGAACGCGAUGCGAGCUGUCAUGGAGCGUUACGAGAGCUCUCCACCCCCCGUCACCCUCAACAUCGUCCAAGGGAGAGAGGAUAUUUCUCUCAAGAUGUCCGACCGUGGUGGUGGCAUCCCGCGCAGUGUGUCAGACUUACUGUUCAAGUACAUGUACAGUACAGCUCCGCAACCAUCCAAGUCGGACUCGCACAAUGUACCGUUAGCAGGUUAUGGUUACGGUCUGCCCAUAUCUCGGUUGUACGCGCGAUAUUUCCACGGCGACUUGUUGCUGAUGUCUUGCGAGGGCUACGGUACAGACGCCGUCAUAUAUCUCAAGGCCCUAACAAACGAAGCGAACGAACUCCUGCCGAUAUUCAACAGAACAUCGAGCAAGUUCUACCGCCCGGCUCCAGUUGUAGCCGAUUGGUCCGCGCCGGUCCACAACACCUCCGGCAGCGGACGAAAAGACAAGCCGUCUCUUUCGCACAAGCUAUAG
Molecule: messenger RNA, 1185 nt
Organism: Leptosia nina
Lineage: Eukaryota; Metazoa; Arthropoda; Insecta; Lepidoptera; Pieridae
Source: the annotation of a GenBank genome assembly